ACAGUCAAGCGGAUACUACGUCCUGGCUGUCAAACAUGGCGGGUGUGUGGAUACUGACUGUCAUCGUGGUCACAUCGGCUUGCUGGAUACAGGUUAUCAUUGGUUCCUGUCCAACAGGAAAGUUCGGGGACUCCUGCUUCUACUCCUGUCACUGUGGGGACUCCUGUGACCAGACAACAGGAGUUUGUGGAGGUGGCUGUGAUGCUGGCUGGGUGGGAGGACAUGGAGCUACCUGCCAGAAAGAAAACAUUGCCAAAGGAAAAUCAGCCACAUCUCAAUCUGGAGUCUGGCGGGCUGCGUGGUCUGCAGACAAAGCUGUAGAUGGGAACCGGGACUAGGAUUUGGAACACGACUCCUGCUUCCACUCUUCUACUAUCUAUCCGAGUGUGUGGACAGUGGACCUGGGACAACCGUACAGGAUACACGACGUCAGGAUAUACAACCGAGUAAAUUGUAUGUAUGUAUGUGAUAUAUUUGGGCUGUAGAGACAUUCAAAUGUGUCAUGUACUGACAUUUAUCUUAUGUAAACAUAUUAACAGAACAGAACUCCAGACCCAUAUAAGCAAGAUGUAAUGUAGAUACUCUAUUUCAUACCAUCUGCAUCAGGAUAUCUUAGCAAAUGUAGAUUUCAUAUGUGGUAAUUUGGUGAGUGGUUGUUUGGUUUUCAAAUGAAUAAUUUCCCUUUUUUACAUGUAAUAUUUUGAUCAUCUUCAUGGCAUGAUAAGGUGGUAAAGGUGAUAAAUAAUUAUCAAUGUCCUUGCACAUCAAAAUUGAUUAUAUUAAAAUACUAAAUAGUGUCGAAUAAAGAACUUCUGUACCAGAAUGCUCAUGUGAAAUAUGUGAGGUGAGUGUUGGAAAAUCCAAGAUGGCUGUUACUGACGGUAUACGGUCUCAUAUUAGUGCCAGUAACAUCCAUCUUGGUAUUUUACUGACGGUAUACGGGCUCAUAUGGGGUCAUUAGUUCUGCUCUCUGAUUGGUCAAUCUCAUUUUGAGGCAUAAUAAAAUCACAUGUGCAUCUUACUUCUUUAGGGCAUCUUUAUGCAUUGUACUUAGGGCGCCGGCUUAUUAUAAUGUCUGGCUUGUUAUUCCUUUAAUAUGUCAGUACCUUUCCUUAAACACAUUGACGAACUAUUCCAUUUUGAGGUAUUUGCUCUGCAUCAUCCUGAAGACUCUGAUAGGAUCCUAGUUAGUGGA
Molecule: messenger RNA, 1195 nt
Organism: Haliotis rufescens (red abalone)
Lineage: Eukaryota; Metazoa; Mollusca; Gastropoda; Lepetellida; Haliotidae
Product: multiple epidermal growth factor-like domains protein 10
Exons: 3
Coding region: 36-338 (100 amino acids)
Source: RefSeq, a predicted model, not a curated record